Messenger RNA from Xyrauchen texanus (razorback sucker), 2901 nucleotides. It is a transcript of the gene sirt3, whose product is annotated as sirtuin 3. Gene Ontology annotation, molecular function: histone deacetylase activity, NAD-dependent; NAD+ binding. The record is from RefSeq and is a predicted model, not a curated record. Lineage: Eukaryota; Metazoa; Chordata; Actinopteri; Cypriniformes; Catostomidae. The transcript has 9 exons. The coding region runs from base 55 to 1221 and encodes 388 amino acids.
CGCCCAUUGCAAUGCACGACGUUUUUGACAGUACGAGCUUAGAAAGAUUUCAGUAUGCUGUUCUUGAAACCCCCAUUACUGAGUGUUUACAGGCGCUGCUUUACAGAGAAAAUCAUUUGGAGAAGAGGACUGUGCACGAGACAAAAUCUGUCAAGGACAAACUUUGCCCACCGAAAGAUCUCAUCCCAGUUCCCUCAUGCACAUAGCAGUGCACUAUUUCUAUCUGAAUUCAUUUGUUCAGCUGGGUUUAUAAGAUGUGGUGGAGCACGCAGGCUGUUUGGGGGAGGUCGUGGCAAUGUUCAGCAGAAGACCCUGGAAGACUUUGCUGAAAAUAUCAGAGAACGCAAGUUCAGACGAAUUGUUGUAAUGGCAGGCGCAGGCAUCAGCACACCCAGUGGGAUCCCAGACUUUAGAUCACCUGGCAGUGGUCUUUAUGACAACCUUCAACAGUACAAUCUGCCCUACGCUGAGGCCAUAUUUGAAAUAAAUUACUUCCAUCACAAUCCCAACCCUUUUUUUGCCCUUGCCAAAGAGCUGUAUCCUGGUAAUUACCAACCCAACAUUACACACUACUUCAUUCGAAUGCUUCAUGAUAAGGGCCAGCUGCUCAGGAUGUACACCCAAAACAUCGAUGGACUGGAGCGAAUGGCUGGCAUUGCUCCUAAGAUGUUGGUGGAGGCACAUGGAACGUUUGCCACGGCCACCUGCACAGUCUGCUGCAGAAAUUAUAAAGGAGAGGAGCUUCGGAAUGACAUAAUGGAAGGAACGGUACCCAAAUGCCCUACCUGUAAAGGAAUCAUCAAGCCUGACAUUGUGUUUUUUGGCGAGGAGCUCCCUAGGCACUUCUUCACGUAUCUUACAGACUUCCCAAUGGCUGACUUACUCAUCAUCAUGGGAACAUCUCUAGAGGUGGAGCCCUUUGCCAGCCUGGCAGGUGCCGUGCAUGAUUCUGUGCCACGCCUUCUGAUAAAUCGAGAUCUUGUUGGGCCGUUCACCUGGGGGUCCCCACGUCACAAUGACGUGGUUGAGCUGGGUGACGUUGUUGCCGGAGUAAAAAAGCUGGUGGAGCUCCUUGGCUGGAGGCAGGAAUUAGAAGCUUUAAUGAAUGCUGGUGGAGACAGUUUUUUGUUAGGGGUGGGAGAUGGAUCCUUAGGCCCUGUUUCCACCUGGUAUUACGAUGUGUCUCGGGUGAUCCGAUCACAUGUGGUCAGGCUUCAAUGAAAAAGGAGGAAUGAGCAGCCUGAUUUAAUUGCAACAUGGGAUCUUAAAAUCUGCUGUUGGGUGGCGCUCUGGGAAGCCCAGUGAUGGCACUCUAUGAGGAGUGAGUCUGCCAAAGUGGGAGUUAGAUUCAUUUGUUGACAAGUUGUAGCUCACAACAUUGGAUUCUUGAUUGGAAAGAGAUCUAGAACAAUCUAAAUCAAUGCAACGCCCAAACACCAUGGCAAAUUUAUAAGCACUUUUUAAAAAUGAACUUCGACAAUAAUGUAGCUGACUGGAUUAAAGGCACUGUCAUUUUUGGUCUCUUUUCAUCUUCCUAAACAACCGAUACAAGAGUGUACUUGGAGUUUAUACUGACACCUAUCAGCGUAGAUACAGUAUCAUAUAAAAGCAAUCAUUUUAUUGAUCGAUUAAGGAAGAUUACCUAGAUUAAGUGAGUAGUAUGAGGCUGGUCAUGUGACCAUCCAAAUGUAGAAUAAAACAGUUUAUUUUUGUAUUAUUUAAGUGUGCAAAUCAUUUUAAGCACAUUUAUCAAAAGCACUAUGUGUAAAACCCUUUCAAGUGGAAAAAAAACUGAAGACAGCUUUAAAUGAAGCAUGAAGGAUAUUUUGAAAACUGAUAAGAAAUCUUUUUAUCCUGUGUAAUUUUCAGGCACGUUGGCAUACGGCGGGUUUAGUUCAGUUUGUUUGUUAUGUUCACUGAACAACUCUCUCUCACCAUUACUGAUUUGCAAUCACUUUUAAAACCCUUUUUAAAAGAACAAAAAAACAAACACACAUUGUGACAUUCAGGUGUAAGAAUAUUGCGUAUGAUCGAAGAUGAUUUACUGUACAUCAGGUUUGCAUUAAAGGCUUUUGGGAGGCACUGAUUUGUCAUUUAUUUAUCCCAAUUUUUCCAUGUCUUUAUCCUGCAUAUAUGGAUUAUAAGGAUAUUUAUAAUGUUAUUAUAAAUAGGAUUGACUUUAUAAUUAGUGUUUCUAUUUUAAAUUCUUUUUCAACAAAUGGCCAGUGAAAGGAGGUUCUUAACUCUUAAUAAUAUGAUGAUUGUCAACCUCAAGAGAGCCAUUUUAUUUUACAAUUAUUUACAUUUAUAUUUAUGAAUUUGGCAGAUGGUUUUAUCCAAAGCGACUUACAGUGCACUUAUUACAGGGACAAUCCCCCCCCGGAGCAACCUGGAGUUAAGUGUCUUGCUCAAGGACACAAUGGUGGUGGCUGUGGGGAUCGAACCAGCAACCUUCUGAUUACCAGUUAUGUGCUUUAGCCUACUACGCCACCACCAGUUCUCUUCAUUUUUCAUUAAGAUGAGGCUUGAAAAUUUUACUAAUCUGUUACCACAAUAGAGUUUAAAACCUUGAUUUUUGUCAUUUUGUAAAAAAUAAUAAUAAUAAUAAAACAUUAAAUUAACAUACCAUUUACAAGAUAAAAAACUAAGACAGGUUUGCAAGUAACAAACAGGUGUAGCCUAAAUGAGGUCAACUAGUUUAGGACCAAAUGUUGGUUCUUAGUCGAUAAACUUGCCGCAUGUUUCCCAUAAAUUUAAUAAUUGUAUUUAAUCUUUUUUCCUGUUUGGCAUUCCUGUAACUCAACAGGUAGAGCAUGGGUUUGAUUCCCAGGAGACUCUGCCAAAUGCAUAAAUAUGCAUGUAAGUGCUUCAAACUUAUUGCUUUUUACGAUCGAUUAAUUU